GGAAGCAGGGGAGACGGUUGUAGGGCUCUUGCUUGUGCCCGAGCCCGUGCGGCCUGAGGGGCGCGGAGACUCGGGGAGGGAGACGGCAGCAGCAUGGCGGCCGGGUAUGAGCCGCCCAACCCUCCUCUUCCCCGCUGUCGCCGCCGUCGCCGCCGGAGUCGCUGGGACCUUUUAGUCUGCGCGUGUUAGUUGUAAGCCCGCUGCCCGCCCGUCAGCCCUCCGGUCCACCCGCCCUCCUUCCUUUCUCUGCCGCUGGCAGCCCGAGGGUCGGGCGGGCCGGAUAACUCCCACUCCCACCCCACCCACAAGCCCCAGGGCCGGGACCAUGGAGGACGUGAAGCUGGAGUUUCCUUCACUCCCUCAAUGCAAAGAAGACGCCGAGGAAUGGACCUACCCUAUGAGACGAGAGAUGCAGGAAAUUUUACCUGGACUGUUUCUAGGACCAUAUUCUUCUGCUAUGAAAAGCAAGCUACCUAUACUACAGAAAUAUGGAAUAACCCAUAUAAUAUGCAUAAGACAAAAUAUUGAAGCAAACUUUGUUAAACCAAACUUUCAACAAUUAUUUAGAUAUUUAGUCUUGGACAUUGCAGAUAAUCCAGUUGAAAAUAUAAUACGUUAUUUUCCCAUGACUAAAGAAUUUAUUGAUGGAAGCUUACAAACUGGAGGAAAAGUUCUUGUCCAUGGAAAUGCAGGGAUCUCCAGGAGUGCUGCCUUUGUUAUUGCGUACAUUAUGGAAACAUUUGGAAUGAAGUACAGAGAUGCAUUUGCUUAUGUUCAAGAAAGAAGAUUUUGUAUUAAUCCUAAUGCUGGAUUUGUCCAUCAACUUCAGGAAUAUGAAGCCAUCUAUCUAGCAAAAUUAACAAUACAGAUGAUGUCACCACUGCAGAUAGAAAGGUCGUUAUCUGUUCAUUCUGGACCUACAGGCAGUUUGAAGAGAACACAUGAAGAAGAAGAGGAUUUUGGAAACAUGCAAGUAGCGACUGCACAGAAUGGCUGACUCAAGAGCAACAUUAUAGAGGAUGUGAAUUUCUAUUUGGGAAGGAGAAAAUACUAGAGUCAAUAAUAAUGUAAAGUGGUAAAAACACAAGUCUUUUUUUUUUUUUUUUCCAAUUUCAUGUUGCUUCCAGGUGUGUUUCUCUGCAACUUGUUGAGCAACAUUUUAAAAAGAUGUUGGACUUCUGCAAUAGAUGGCACUGGUUUUACUCCUUUUUUUCUUUUCCUUUCCUUUUUCUUUUCUUUCUUUCUUUCUUUCUUUCUUUCUUUCUUUCUUUCUUUCUUUCUUUCUUUCUUUCUUUUUUCACUUUACAGUUUUAUUAUAAACAAGAAUUUUGGACUUGCAAAGAGGUAUUAUUGCAAUAAUGCACUUUUCAUACUUGAAAUUUAUUUGUAUGAUAUAAAGUUAUUACUUUAAACAAAAUGCAAUUUAGGGGGGAUUUGUUUAUAAAAUCUGGGUAAUUUAUAACAAGAAUUUCCUAAAGUUUGCUAAAAAUUCAUUUUGUGUUCUAUAUAUUACAUUUAAAAAAUAAUUUUACAGUUGAAUUUUAUGAUGGAACCUCUUAUGGAAACAUUAACAUGCAGGAAUCUGCCACAUUUUUGUUUUAGUAUAACUCAAUAGCUUCAUUACCCUUUUAUUUUUUUAAACUUAAUCCAUUAUUAAUCUUUGAUUCAUGACAUUAGCUAACUCUUCUUACUUUAACAUCCAAGUAUUGCUUCCAUUCGUCUUAUCUUCCUAAUUUGUUUAUUCUAUAGAAAAAAAAGUUUAAUGAACAAAGGACGAUGUUUUGCUUGGUAAUACCAGAUACUCAAAAAACAAGGAGUUUUAGACUUUCAAGUGACUUCCUUUUUUCCUUAAAAGCCAAAUGUUGUUUGUUCCUUUUUAGAGUUGUUUAGCCCAUUUUUCCUUUGUCCAAAAUAGUUCUAAGUAGAAUAUAUUAACUAAUGUAGCACUAUUUUUUUUUCUAAAUGAAGCCCAAAAAAGAAAAGUGCCUUGCAUCAAUAAAGAAAAUAAAAACAACAAAAAAACAAAUCUUCAUGACCUUUAAAUUAGUAUGUAGAACAGUACAAAGUUUAAACAUUUUUCUGUAAUUUCUUUUUUUAACUAUAAAUUGGUUAAGACAGAGUCUGAGGCUUAAAGAAACCUCAGUAAAUUAUUUGGAAUAUGGAACAUUUUACUCCUUCAUUUUAUGUUGUUUUAAUGAUUCUAUGAGGUUGUUCUGGCUCAGGCAGCAGCUUUUCUUUGAAGAUGCAUUUAUUGGGGAAAGUGGUUUGUGGGAAACUUCACUGUAUUUAGUGUUUUAAUUCUUUACAUUGAGUUAAUCCAAAUGUCCCCCAUAAUUUGCAUUAACAAAGUCACUUUAUGGAUCCUUAAUUCUCCAUAUUUUUAUUUAUACAUAUAACAAUUGUUCUAAGAAAAACAUUUUUUCUAUUUUAAGUAUGCCAUGAGGGAGGAGAGGAGUGUUUUUAACUUUUUAUAGUUGAUUUAGGGUAGCACAAACAAAACUCCUUUAUAUCUCACUUUUCUCAGUCCUCUCUUGAGGUGCUUUUUUGAGGGGAAUGAUUUACAUACAUUCCCUUGGUACCAAUAGGUACUAUGCAAGGUAACCCAUUACACCAAGUUACUUGCUUUGCUUUCCUCCCUACAAUGUAAUAUAAUACCAUAAGAGCUUUUUUCAAUCCAGCAUAGCAGGAAAGUGGAAAUUAAAAUGGAGUCAAUUCCUGUUGACCCAGAUGGUAUUCCUUUUCUGAUUCCCUUCCUUUCCCCCAUUUUACUAUCCUGACAACAGCCUAUUAUUAAUCCCAUUGUGAUCCUGUAUUCUGUUGUGUGAUUAGGUCAUUUGGUGUGGUAGUUUAGUACAGUCAAGAUUUGCAUUGUGUUCAGAAAUUCCACUUGGCAAAGUGCCAGAUAACACAGCUUUCCUGUAUGUAGAUCACUAUAUAGGUCAGCAAAGAUCUCUCUUGCAAUCCAAUAAUCUAUGAUACUCCUUUAUUCAGCAGCAACUCUGCUUAAAAGAAUCUUCGUUAUAGUACAUUUAGGUUUUAAAAUGAGGGAGUUAAGAUUUUUAAAAUUAGUUUCUUAAAGAGACAUAUCCUCUCUAGUACUUGGGCCAAAAAUACAGAUUUGGUCAUUAAUUUAAAGCUGGUAAUUUUCCACUUUUUCUAACCACUGUAAUUUUUAUGUUGUCACUAAAGUGCCUGCCCAGCACUGUAUAUUAAAGACUGUCUCUUGAACACUAGGAAAAGGGACUAUCAUCUUCUUGAGUACAGUACUAAUGGGGACAAAACAUGAAGUUUAUUCUUUCAUGUAAGCACCCCAAGUUUGUUUUACCCUGGAUCCAUUUUUACACCUAAUGUUCAACUAGUUCUAGCUCUUCUAGUCUUCUAUUUGGUUCCAUUUCUGGAAUUCCGUUAUUUCUGUGGAUAUUUUGUGAUAAUUACCUAUAAUACAAUUAACCAAUCAUGAUUUAUUUUCUACAAUAUUUGAAUAAUGUAUGAGUGUAGCACCCAAUUUUAAAUAUGUAAUCUGGGCAAGGAUUUAAAACAAAUUGCAGCAAAAACAGGAAAACUGCUUUACUGUCCACUUUAAAAGUAUGAAGCAAAUAUUGAAAAUAUUCAAACUGGAAUGGCAGUAUUCUUACCUUAUUCGUUUGUGUUAAUUUCAUACUCAUUGGGUGUUUAAACAGCAGUUACGUUUAUUUGUAUCUACUCUAAGGUGGAAAUGUUAAACUGGGAUAGCUUCUGCUACCAACUCUCAACUGUUUGACUUUUAGAGCAGAAUAUUUGUUUUGGGGGGGAGGGAUUUUGUGCUUCAUCUGAGUUUAGAAGUAAUGUCAGAAAAUGUUAAGCAUGUCCUUUUUAAGAAAAUAUAAGGUUUCUGUCUUAUUACCAUGGUAAUUCAAGUGAAUUAGAAAUAUUUAACUGCAAUCUUGAAUUAUAAAGUUGGGGUGCACAUAUAUAUAUAUAUAUAUAUAUACUUAUAUAUAAGGAUCUCAACUUGAUGUAAAGUAAAUGAGCAGUUACCUGGCGGAUUUUUAUUUUUUAAUAACUGGUUUAAUCCAUAAUUCCAUAACAAACAGCUUCAUUUCAGUAUUUACUUUCUUUGUCCAUUCAACAAUAUUCCCAUAUGGAAGUGAUAGGAAAUAGCUGAGAAUUACUAAAAGGUUUUAUUUUACUUUUAUUGAUUAGAAGGUUUAUAGGAUCUUUGAAUGCUGGAUUUUUUUGUCUUACCCAUCCAUGGCAGCUAAAAAAAAAAAAUCAAAAUAUUCAGGUUUACAUGUUAGCUCUCUCAUAGGGAGUUGCCAUACCUCACAGUUCAAAGUGUAUUCUAUAGAUCAGUAACAUUAUACUGACAUGUAAUUGCAAUUUACUAUGCAGCAAAAAUGAUUCAAGAAAAAUAAUCUACAGUGUCUAUUUACCUUUGUACAGGCAAUUGCUUAAGUUAACUCUGCUUUUAACAUUUGUACUUGGAUAAAAUGCUUAUGUAUGUAUAGGAAUGUCACAGUGCAAGAUGCUGCUAGCCCAGGCACAAAGUAUUAAAAUUAUUUUGUGAAGACUGGUGGUUGUAUUAAAACUGUUGUGCCAUUAUACCUCAAAAAGA
This is a messenger RNA of Nyctereutes procyonoides (raccoon dog), 4594 nucleotides long. It is a transcript of the gene STYX, whose product is annotated as serine/threonine/tyrosine interacting protein. Gene Ontology annotation, biological process: negative regulation of protein binding; protein dephosphorylation; negative regulation of SCF-dependent proteasomal ubiquitin-dependent catabolic process. Gene Ontology annotation, molecular function: F-box domain binding; protein tyrosine/serine/threonine phosphatase activity. NCBI's taxonomy places the organism in Eukaryota, Metazoa, Chordata, Mammalia, Carnivora, Canidae. The coding region runs from base 326 to 997 and encodes 223 amino acids. The transcript is spliced from 11 exons. The record is from RefSeq and is a predicted model, not a curated record. Gene Ontology annotation, cellular component: nucleoplasm; cytoplasm.